AUGUUUCACAAUGCAAUCUAAUAUUUCACCAUGGAUAUGGUUAACCAAAGAAAGAAGAACAUGGGACGCAAGAAGAUUGAGAUCAAGAAGGUUGAGAAAGAAUCACAGAAACAAGUGACUUUCUCAAAAAGAAGACAAGGUUUAUUCAGAAAAGCAAGCGAACUUUGUGUCUUAUGUGAUGUUCAUGCAGCCAUCAUUGUGUUUUCUCCUGGUGACAAACUAUUUUGUUUUGGCCAACCCGACACAUACUCUGUCCUCAACAGCUACAUCAAAGGAACCACUGAGUUUGAGGAUUCAAAGGUAGCAGAAAAUUUUCUGACCUACCAAGAUUACAAUAGACAAUAUGUGGAGGCACAAAAGAUGUUGGAGAUGGAAAAGAAGAAACUAGAAGAUGUUCAAAAUUUGGCUAAGAUUUUCAACAAGGGUGGUGAUUGGUGGAAUGAUUCAAUUGAUGAUAUGAGGUGGAAUGAUUCAAUUGAUGAUAUGAGUAGUGAUCAACUUGAACAAUUUAUGAUAUCCAUUUAUGAGUUAAGGAGGAAGCUUGUUGAAAGGGCUGAUGAACUUGUCAUGAAGCAAAGUGCCAUGCCGUAGAAUAGAAUUAUUAGCUAUCGACGAAGAAAUUUUUCUUUCAGUAAUUUCGUAUUCACUUUUUAGUUAGGGUUCUUUCAUUCUGCACUUUUUUUACUGCAGUUGAGAUUUUGUUAUUUUUUUUUCAGUAAUUUCGUUUUCAUUCUUUGUUAGGGUUCUUUUGUUUUAAUCUGCACUUUUUAUACUGCAGUUGAGAUUUUGUUUAAUGGUAAUUUAAUUUGGAUCUUUUUCUCA
Messenger RNA from Medicago truncatula (barrel medic), 822 nucleotides. RefSeq names its product agamous-like MADS-box protein AGL62. Gene Ontology annotation, molecular function: DNA-binding transcription factor activity, RNA polymerase II-specific; RNA polymerase II cis-regulatory region sequence-specific DNA binding; protein dimerization activity. The coding region runs from base 31 to 591 and encodes 186 amino acids. The transcript has a single exon. The record is from RefSeq and is a predicted model, not a curated record. Gene Ontology annotation, biological process: regulation of transcription by RNA polymerase II. Lineage: Eukaryota; Viridiplantae; Streptophyta; Magnoliopsida; Fabales; Fabaceae.